This is a messenger RNA of Equus caballus (horse), 5664 nucleotides long. It is a transcript of the gene DBX2, whose product is annotated as developing brain homeobox 2. Gene Ontology annotation, biological process: regulation of transcription by RNA polymerase II. Lineage: Eukaryota; Metazoa; Chordata; Mammalia; Perissodactyla; Equidae. The record is from RefSeq and is a predicted model, not a curated record. Gene Ontology annotation, molecular function: DNA-binding transcription factor activity, RNA polymerase II-specific; DNA binding.
GGCGCGGUGCGGGGCGCGAGCGAGGGGCGGGCGCGUAGCCGGCCCGCGGGCGCCGCACUAUGCUCCCCAGCGCCGUGGCGGCCCACGCCGGCGCCUACUGGGACGUGGUGGCCUCCUCCGCGCUCCUGAACCUCCCCGCAGCGCCGGGCUUUGGCAACCUGGGCAAGAGUUUCCUGAUCGAGAACUUGCUGCGGGCCGGAGGCGCCCCGCCGCCCGGGCUGCAGCCACCUCCGCCCCACGGCCCGGCGGCCGCACUAGCCACCGCCACCGCCACCGCCGUCGCCGGCGCGCAGGUCCGGCCCCUGCCUGCCAGCCCAGUACCUCUCAAGCUGUGCCCCGCGGCCGAACAAGUCAGCCCCGCCGGGGCGCCCUACGGCCCGCGGUGGGCUUUUCAAGUGUUCAGCCCCUCGGCGGACGGAGUAAGGCUGCCGGGCCGGGCUCCGGGGAACCGGGACUGUACCUUCCAUCCUUCAGCCCCAGCGCCUUCCAAACCCUUUUUUCUGAGCGCCCCGCCAUUCUGCUCGGCGUGCUGCGGUGGGUCCUGUCGGCGCCCUGCAUCCCCCACUGCUUUUCCAAGAGAAGAGAGUGUGCUGCCUCUCCUGACCCAGGACUCUAAUUCCAAAACCCGGAGGGGUAUUUUAAGAAGAGCUGUCUUUUCUGAGGACCAGAGAAAGGCUCUGGAGAAGAUGUUUCAGAAGCAGAAAUAUAUCAGCAAAACAGACAGAAAGAAACUUGCCAUCAACUUGGGACUAAAGGAAUCGCAGGUGAAAAUCUGGUUUCAGAACAGAAGGAUGAAAUGGCGGAAUUCCAAAGAAAAGGAAGUGCUUUCCAACAGGUGUAUCCAAGAAGUAGGCCUCCAAGAGGAUCCCCUCUCGAGAUCUGCUCUGGGUUUCCCGUCUCCGUGUCCUUCACUCUGGGAAGUCUCCCAACAGCACUCGAGUCCAAGAUGGAGGGAGAAUUCGCCAGAACCUUCAGAAAGACUAAUCCAAGAGAGUUCAAGGGCACUGGCCCCAGAAGCAAAUUCACUGGAAGCUGCCUUCUAUUUGUGUUCUGAAGAAGAAGCUGGAGACAAGGCUGUACUUCCUGGGGCCUGCUGAAUGGAAGCAUUCCUCCAUGUUAAUUUAACAGAACACUGAACUAGUAACACUUAGACUUUGAAGCCAGCUAGCUUGUGCCUCAUCAGUGCCUAAAACCUAACACCUUUGGAGUGAUGCGUGAACUAAUGCGUUAGGAAACCCUGUCCAGUGUUCUCUUAUUUGGGUCCUAGACUCAGACUUAAUUUGUAAGUGGAAUAGAAUCCCCCAGAAAGUACGAUGGAACUGAAAAGAAUGAGAGUAAUAGUUGACUCAGUCCGUGCCCUGAGUGUGUGUAUAUAUGCAUAUGUUUCUGUGUGUGUAUAUAUAUAUUCAUUAAAAUAGUAGAAACCAGUUCCUCUUUAAAUAUUGCAUUGAGCAAAUUCAUUUCCUUUUGUGUGAAGAAAAACCAACUGUUGACUGAAUGGUAUUAAUUUUUUGAAAAUAAUGUAAAAUUUAGACUUUAGUCCAAAUUUUCAUGCCACAAGAACAUGUUUUUAAAAAUUCUCUAUUUUCUGGUUUCUUUCAGCAUCCAGCUGUAAAUGAAUUUUAACAACUUAGCUCAGUAAUACUAACCAAAUGAGCCACUGCUAGAUACAUAUGCUGAAAAUACAUCUUUAAAAUUAAUCCAAGAAGCAAACUAGAAGAAUUUCUUUUCUUUUUUUUAAAAAGAUUGGCACCUGUGCUAACAUCUGUUGCGAAUCUUUUUUUUUCCUUAUUUUCCCCAAACCUCCCCAGUACAUAGUUGUACAUUCUAGUUGUAGGUCCCUCUGGUUGUGCUAUGUGGGACGCCACCUCAGCAUGGCCUGAUGAGCAGUGCCAUGGCCACGCCCAGGAUCCGAACCCUCGAAACCCUGGGCCACAGACGUGGAGCGUGCGAACCUAACCCCUCGGCCACAAGGCUGGCCCAAGAAUUUCUCAAUGUAAUUAUUAGUAUGCUUAAUUUCCAAGUCUCUGGACUUUAUCAGGCCAUCAGUGAGAGAGGUACCCAUUUAACUAAUGAUCUCUUUUGAUCUCUUCUCUGUAAGGGUGGGCCUUAACCAGGGGUUGCAAAAUGAAAUGCCUUUAAGGGCCUGUCACGUAAGUAGAGGACAUGGCCCACCUAAAGAUAAUUGAGUUUAAUAAUUUUAAAAUACUAUGUUGGCCAAACAAUACAUCUGUGUCAAGUGCUUUGUGACCUCCGGCCAAGACUUAAAGAAGUGUCACAUUUCUUAAAAUGCUUCCAACUGGCCUUCAAAACACAAAUACUGAUGGAAUCUCUAGUGAUUUCUGUUCGCACUUCUAGUUAUAGACUCAAUUUUCCACUUAGAUGGUAUACACUAUAUAUAUUAGGUUAUAGUAUUAACAAACACUACACAGAUGUUUUAUGUUUUUGAGUAUCCUGAAAUAGUGUUAUUAUAAAAUUGCAUUUCUGGUAACGAUUUGCUUAGUUAAUCUAGAAAUUUUUAUUCCAGGUCCAAGAAAAAAUUCUGUUUCACUUUGAAGGAAAUGAGGCAGAAAAAGGAAAUGAUGUGGUUUUGAACUAGGUUAUUAUUAAUCUGCGGACAAGAAACAUUAUUAGAAGUUCAUGAUGUGGAAUUUUGUUAGAAAGCUAUGUAAAGAGUGGCUUCUAAUUUGCUUACAUUCUUAGCUAUAGACUUUGAAGGUUUAGGGUUUAGAAAAAGUGAUAUUUCAGAAGAUAAUGGUUUGAAUCAGCAUCAGGAAAUUAUUUUGUAUGAAUGGAAUUUGCGUUGGUGUUUGCCAGCCUGUGUCUUUAUCACGAGAUCUUUUACUAAAAAGUUAUCUCAGAAGAAGCUUGUCUCAGUGCCUGUUUGCGGGAAAUAGAGGCAGGGAUCUGCUGACAACAAUUUAAAUUUUAAAACUUGUCUUAAAAUGAUUUAGAGUAUGGUUUCUUUUCUUUGUAUAUGUUAACCUCAUUUACAUUUAUUGGGUUCUUUCUAUGUGCUGGAGACUGUCUCAGACCUUUAGGGUGGAUGAACUCACUUACUCCCUAGGAUUUCUCUUACCCAGACAAGGGACCUGAGGCAGAAUGGUUAGGGUGAUUGUCCAAGGUCAUGAGGUCAGUAAAUGGGAUUUGGACCCUGGCACUCAAGUUUCAAAUCUUGAAAUCUUACCCACCAUGCAGGGGUGCAUACCCCUGGGGAAUGUGUUCACCCAGCUAUGGGAUACCUUGUAAAACGUACAUUUUGGGGAUUGCAGUGAGAUUUAUUUUUAAAGAAAUUCAGAAGCACGUUGUACUUUACAAUCUCUUACUUGGGGAAUGGUUUUCGCUUCCGCAUUCUCUUCUCUAUUAAUUUAGAAGUUUAGGGAAAGUAAAGAAUUGCAAAAACCUUCAACCCUGAAGCCUCUAUAGAGAAUAGUCCCAUAGGAGUGAUUCAGUGUGAAAUGGAAUUGUAUUUUUUUAUCACUCUGUUAAAAAUCAUAAAGUACUUAUCUAUAGCCAAUGUUUCUUGAGAAUAACUGGAAAAUCAAAUGAGAAAAAUCUGUGUCAUGGCCAUCUGAUUACCCAGGUUUUAGAAGUGGGCUGAUUGGCGCUUAGAUGAUCUUUGCAUGGGUUUCACCCUGAGCUCUGAGACCCAACAGAGGCUUCUGUCUGUACGAUUAGCCUGAUGCUAGACUAUAGAAAUGAAUCUUUUAGUUGGUUUCCUCUUUCGAAUGCCUUAAGGCUUAGGAACAGGACUCUUUGGAUGAAUUAUUAGGGGUAGGAAACACACACACAUAUGCAUGAUGUGCCUUCACUUACCUGAAUCAUCGGAGAGAACUGCUGAGCUCCAUGUUUUCAUUGACAGGGGUCUCCCUUCUCUCUGAAUUUGUGCUCUGCUGACCCUCCCUCCACCUGCAGUGUCCUUAUCCAUGCAUUUUCCUCUGUCUAGAUGCAGACUUCUUUUCUCCAUGUGAUCACAUAAUAGUAUAUUUGUCAUCUUCUUUUCAAAUCCUGCUCUAGGAAGCACCAGCACCAUAGAAGCCUGGAGGCAAAAGUCUUUAAAAAUUUUUAAAAGAAAUUGUCAAAUGGAGCUUAAGUGGAUGAGAAGAAAAAUCGGUGAGCACAAUCCUCUAGCUUUUUUUUUUCAUCCUCUAGCUUUUAUAAAGAUAAAUAUUUUAUAAAGCUAAACAUAGAGGGUUGGAAGUAUGUUAGCAAGUUAGGAAUGAUCACUGGAUCUGGAGACAGUGAAGGCCACGGUCAUUGAGGUUUAAAAGCAACUGUGUUUUCUUACUAAUGAGUUGGUUUGAAUGGGGAACUCAAUUAUUUAGUCCAGUGGUUCUCAAACUUUAAAAAUCCAUACACAUGAACACGCCAUACUUUCCAGCCAGUUUUGGGUACAUGCUCAGAUUUGGACAGAUACUUCAUACAUCCUCUUCAACAUCCACACCCCCCACUCCACUCUCUGAGAAUCAUAUACACAUACUUUUUUCACUUUUCAAAUAUAAACUCGUAAUUAAAUACGCUUCUCCAAACCACACAUGUCCUUUCUGGCCCCCUUCACUCCCCAUUCUGAUGCAUCCUUUUAAAAGCUACGUACUACUCCCCGACGUUUUCCACGGCCCAUCCCUUGAUGACCAAUGAUUUAAUCAAGCUCUGCUGGCCUUGAAUGCAACAAAGCUCAUUCCAUCGUGUUCAUAAGCUUGUUAGGCACUGCCUCUACAGGCAUCUGAAAUCCACAAAAAUGUUUUUUCUCUCUGGAUUUCAACACUCGUUGGGCACUAUGUGUGAGGCACUGUCGUAGGCUCUGUGUAAACAAAUAUGAGGCACAGCGUGGUCCUGGCCCUCAAGCAAUCUACCCUUCUUGGCAAACAGCUUUUGAAAUAUUCCAUGCUGCUGGGGCCUGGAUCCAGUAAAUUUGGGGCAAAAAAUAAUCGCCUGACAUCCUCCAGAAACCUCAUUUCUCCAUUUGCAGCAGGGGUGGUGAUGGUACUGGUGGGCUUAUUAAGUGCCCCACUAUUCAGAAAAAUACAAGCUGCUUGGUAUUGCUGGUUUUCUAUGUUAUCUCUCCUCUCUUCAGGCCACGUUGGUCCCAAGAAGAGGCAGAAGGAGUCCAAGGGAAGAAUUCCCUAACUUUCUACCUUCUACUUUUUUCUUUCUACUUUCUCAGCCUCGGAUCAACCAAUACACGUCAUAGGUAGGAAGAGUGAAGAAAAAGCAAAUAACACAAGUAGGGGGUAAUUGGAGUGAUGAGUAUUCUUGAAUAUAUAGGGAGAUUUUUGCUGAAUUAAUUUAUGUGCUUUACAAACCAUUUCUGAAAUAAACAACUACCUUAGGGACGUAGUGCUAGCCCCACAAAAAUCGUUCUUAGCUUCCAGCUAUUAGUUGGGUUCCAUUUCAUUAUUAUUUUUGGCUAUAAAAGUUAUACGUGCUCAUUAUAAAGCAACACACUUGAAAAUAUAGCUAACAAGAAAAAAUUCAUGUGUAAUCUGGAGAUAGCCAAUUUAGCUCUUUUGUGAAAAAUUUUCACUUUUGAAUGUACGUAUAUGUAAAUGUGUGUAUGUCUGAACGAAUUUGGAUCAUAGUGUACACCCAGUUUAUCCUGUUUUUUUUUUACUCAACUUUAUACAGAAAACGUUUUCCCAUGCCAUUAAAAAUUCUUUGAAACUA